AUGGUUAUAGUGUCUACGACCGGCUACAUAAUAUCAGUCCUUGGACCAUAUUUUGCAGACCAGAAAAACAACGAUGCGAGCAUCCUGAAGCACAACAUUCAGUCCAACAUGGAGAACAUCAAAGAUUGGCUGCAUCAGGAGGAUGUCCUCUUAGUCGACCGUGGCUUCAGAGACUCAAUCAGUUUCCUUGACAGCUUGGGAGCCAAUACUUCGAGACUGGUCACCAAAAUCCGUUGGAUUGUUGAGUCGGUAAAUGGACGACUGAAACAGUGGAAGUUUUUGCAAAAUGUUGUCCCGAAUACCCAGAUACCCUUCAUCAGGGAUUAUGUGUGCUUGGUUGCAGCUCUCUGUAAUAAGUACAGACAACCCUUAAAUGCUGGAAACCCAGAAAAUGAUGUGAUUUUAGCCGCUAAAAUGAAGUACUUAGCCUCUCAGACAAACAAACUUCAGGAGAGAGUGGAGUCUGAAGGACUACACAGAAGAGUCAAGUCAUGGACCCCAAUCAAUGCUGCUGAUUCAUUGGACUUUCCAUGUCUCUCAGAGGAGGAUCUGUGUAAUUUGACUAUUGGUGUUUACCAGUUAAAGCUGGCUAAGGGGUACACUGCUCAGCACAUGGAUGAAGAAGGUGAUUAUGUCAUCAUGGUAAAUGCUGAUAUUCCUGAUGUUCUGCGGAUAAGGAUCCAGAGUCGACAUAUUUCAAGUAAACAAUACCUUCUUUGGAUAGAGCACUCAGAGGGAGCUGUUACUGGUUGGUAUUGCCAGUGUCGUGCUGGAGCAAGAAUUGUCGGGGCAUGUGCCCAUGUGGCCUCAGUUUUGUGGUUUCUCGGCUACGAGAGACACAAUAACUUUGCAGUGAGACCAUACUCAAGACUGGGCUGA
Saccostrea cuccullata (small rock oyster) is the source of this 879-nucleotide messenger RNA. RefSeq lists its product as uncharacterized. The transcript has 3 exons. The coding region runs from base 1 to 879 and encodes 292 amino acids. The record is from RefSeq and is a predicted model, not a curated record. NCBI's taxonomy places the organism in Eukaryota, Metazoa, Mollusca, Bivalvia, Ostreida, Ostreidae.